Molecule: messenger RNA, 3659 nt
Organism: Ipomoea triloba (trilobed morning glory)
Lineage: Eukaryota; Viridiplantae; Streptophyta; Magnoliopsida; Solanales; Convolvulaceae
Product: putative white-brown complex homolog protein 30
Exons: 14
Coding region: 260-3487 (1075 amino acids)
Molecular function (GO): ATP hydrolysis activity; ATP binding; ABC-type transporter activity
Source: RefSeq, a predicted model, not a curated record
UAACAAAUCACCAACCUCUUUCUUUUCCAUCUUACCAAUCUUUUAUUUUUUCUGGAGGCUUGGAGAUUACAACUAUAUGUGCAUAGAAUUUUCCUUGUUUUUUUCAGAUUUUUACUUGAGCAUUGCUAGUUUCCAUCGUUUCCUGAAGCUUUAAUUUGAAUUGAAGAAGGAAAACAUAACUAGCAAUCCUAGACGCUUUUGUGGGGAAAACCUAGGUUUAGAUAUAAUUUUUGAUUAGUACUGAGUUAUGAUAUAAGAAAUGAUUGAGAUGAGUGGAACGAGGAUUUCCGUUCCAUGUUUGUUGUUUCUGAUUCUUACUUUGUGGUCCUCGUGGCCUGCUUGGUGUGAUGAUGGGGAUGAACCUGAUUCUGAGAUUAGUGACGCCAAUAAAGGCAAUCAUGCUGCUGCUGCACCAAUUGUUUCAUCUCUCAUCUAUUCCCAAUUUUCAAACAUCACAAAGGUUUAUAACAAAGAAAUAAACCAGGCGCUGGGAUAUUGCAUUAACGAUGUAGAUGCUGAUGUGAAUGAAGCCUUCAAUUUUUCCACAAAUUUGGAUUUUCUGAGUAACUGUUAUAAAGAGAGAAGAGAUUUGAGACAACGACUAUGUACCGCUGCAGAGAUAAAGUUUUACUUCACUGCAUUUUUGGAUACAAAAUCAGCCGAUGUUCAAUACUUGAAACCCAACCCAAACUGUAAUUUGACCUCAUGGGUUCCUGGAUGUGAACCUGGAUGGGCUUGCAGUAUUCCUCAAGGUGAAAAGGUGGAUCUUAGAAACUCAAAGGUUAUCCCUGAUCGAACUCUUGAUAGUCAGCCUUGUUGUGAGGGUUUUUUUUGCCCUAAAGGUCUCACUUGCAUGAUACCUUGCCCCAGAGGUUCUUACUGCCCUCUUGCCACACUCAACAAAGCAACUGGUGUAUGUGAUCCGUAUCAUUACCAAAUACCCCCUGGCGAGUUAAACCAUAGCUGUGGCGGAGCUGAUAUAUGGGCUGGUGACGCCAGUAGUGAGGGGGUAUUCUGUUCAGCAGGAACUUAUUGUCCCUCUACUAUCCAAAAGAUUCCUUGCUCUAAAGGGCAUUACUGCAUGAAAGGUUCUAUAAAGCCAAAAGCAUGCUUCAAGUUGAGUACAUGCAAUCCAAAAUCAGAGAUACAAAACUUGCAUGCUUUUGGGUUCAUGUUAAUUGGCGCUUUGACUUUUAUACUCAUAAUCUUCUAUAAUUUCUCUGAUCAAAUCAUAACAACUCGGUAUGCAAGAAUGGCUAAGUCCAGGGAAGCUGCAGCAAAACAUGCCAGAGAAACUGCCCAGGCAAGGGAAAGGUGGAAGUCUGCAAAAGAAGUUGCCAAAGCUGGGGGUUUUACUGGAUUACGACAGCUCUCACGUGCAGUCUCAAAGAAAAAUAAUGUAAAGCAAUCAGACCAGCCGGAUUCAUCACUACCACCUAAAGACCCUUCAUCAGAAAAGAAAAAGGAUCCAAACAAGCUUACCGAAAUGAUGGAGUCAAUUGAUAAAGAUCCAGAAAAUCAAGAAGGCUUAAGUAUGGAGAUUGGUGAUAAGAAUAUUAAAAAGCAAGCGGUUAAGGCUAAACAAUUGCAUAGUCGUACCCAAAUAUUUAAGUAUGCAUAUGGUCAAAUUGAGAAAGAGAAAGCUUUGGAGCAGGUACAGCAAAACAUGACCUUCUCAGGAUUAAUUUCAAUGGCCACACAUGAAGAUAUCAAGACUAGGCCCACACUUGAGAUUGCCUUCAAAGAUCUAACAAUAACUCUCAAAAAGAAGAACAUACAUUUGAUGAGAAGUGUUACAGGAAAAAUGAUGCCAGGUCGAGUCGCUGCUGUCAUGGGCCCAUCAGGAGCAGGGAAGACAACAUUUCUUACUGCUGUGCUAGGAAAGAUAACCGGAUGCACAAUAACAGGCUCAAUUCUCAUAAAUGGAAAGGAUGUAUCCAUUCAGUGUUACAGGAAAAUUAUCGGUUUUGUAGCCCAAGAUGAUAUUGUCCAUGGGAACUUGACUGUGGAAGAGAACCUUCGCUUCAAUGCACGAUGCAGGCUAGCUGCAGACCUGCCAAAGGCUGAUAAGGUCCUUAUCAUUGAAAGGGUCAUUGAAUCACUAGGCCUGCAGGGGGUGAGGGAUUCGUUGGUUGGGACUGUUGAGAUGCGUGGAAUCUCAGGUGGCCAGAAGAAACGAGUAAAUGUUGGGAUGGAAAUGGUCAUGGAACCUUCACUGCUAAUCUUGGAUGAGCCUACAUCUGGUUUAGACAGUGCAUCUUCCAAUUUACUUCUUAAAGCUCUUAGACGUGAAGCUCUUGAAGGGGUAAACAUCUGCAUGGUUCUUCAUCAACCAAGCUACACCCUGUACAAGAUGUUUGAUGACUUAGUACUUCUGGCCAAAGGUGGCCUUACUGUGUACCAUGGAUCUGUGAAGAAAGUAGAAGACUAUUUUAAAGGCCUUGGAAUCGUUGUCCCAGAGCGUGUAAAUCCUCCGGAUCACUUCAUUGACAUCCUUGAGGGAAUUGAGAAACCACCUGAUGGCCUGAGCAUUGAGCAGCUUCCUGUUCAUUGGAUGCUUUAUAAUGGGUACCCUGUGCCCCCAGACAUGAUGCAUUUAUGUGACAAGGAAGCAUCAUCAAAGGGUGCUACACCUGUUGUAGCAGAAGUGGUGCAUGAGAAGCAAGAUUCUAAUCCCAAUUUCUUUGCAUCCCAUGAGGACCUAUCUAAUCGAGUCACUGCUGGUGUGGCCCGACAGUUUAGGUACUAUAUUGGAAGGGUAUUAAAGCAGCGAUUGCGAGAAGCUAAAGUACAAGCAGCAGAUUAUAUGAUCCUUUUGGUAGCUGGAGCAUGCUUAGGAACUCUUUCAAAGACAAAGGGCGACACGUUUGGAUAUUAUGGCUACAUGUAUAGCGUGAUUGCAGUCUCACUUCUAUGUAAGAUUGCAGCUCUGAGAUCCUUUACCGCAGACAGGUUAGAAUACUUGAGAGAGAGAUCAAGUGGCAUGAGCAGUCUAGCAUAUUUUAUGUCAAAGGAUGUUCUGGACUGUUUCAAUACUAUCAUAAAGCCCUUGGUUUUCCUUUCAAUGUUCUAUUUCUUCAACAAUCCCAGAUCCACCUUUGCAGAGAAUUAUAUUGUUUUCCUGUGUCUCGUGUACUGUGUUUCUGGAAUGGCCUAUGUAUUUGCUGUCUGCUUUCAACCUGGUCCUGCACAACUGUGGUGCGUUCUUGUUCCUGUCGUUCUGACUCUCAUAGCGAACCAGGAACCAGACGAUAGAAUUGGGAAGUAUGUAGCAAAGUUCUGUUAUCCAAAGUGGGCUUUAGAAGCCUUUGUCACUGCAAAUGCUGAAAGAUUCUCCGGAGUUUGGCUGAUAACUCGCUGCGGGGCGCUAAUGAAACUAGGUUUCGAUGUUCAUGACUUUAAUCAAUGUUUAGCUCUGCUCCUACUCACUGGCGUACUUAGUCGAUUGGUAGCUUACCUUUGCUUGAUUUCUAUAGGGAAGAAAUGACAAAUUUCAUAACACUAGUCUCCUUUGGUAUAUUUUACUGCAUGCAUGCAUGCAUGCAAUGCCAUUGUACAAAUGCCAUUGUACAAUAUAUGUUGGGUGAAAAUGUAUUCUCUCAUUCUACUUUUAACGAAACGAGAGAGAUAUCAUUUCAUUACACACAAGUCAUGAUAUG